AUGGGAACGCGAUGGAUUCGAACGAGAACGAGAAGCGGAGAGAAUCGCGACUUUACCCUAUUCUUCCGAAAAGUCAGUCCGUUCUCGAAUCAUUUUCCAGUGAAUUUCAACUCGGAUGAAUCAUUGAAUUAUUCGAAUAACGUCGAAUUCUGCUGCAAUGAGCAAUUCUACAUGUUCAACAAGGCAUCGUUGUUUGGCGAUGAGCGAGCGAUGAGGGAAAUUCUUGGCUCGAAGAAUCCGAAGGAGAUGAAAAAGUUGGCCGGCGCGCACUCGAUUGCGAAUUGGGAUGAGAGAAUAUGGAACUCGCACAAAGACGAUGUGAUGCGAAAAGGAUCAAUGGCAAAAUACUCAUCAGCCGCCCAUCUCCGUUUCGCCCUUUUUCUCACCACAGGAAGCGAGCUUCUCGAAUGUAGCCCAUUCGAUCGAUAUUGGGGAAUUGGAAAAGAGAUCAACGAGGCCAUUGGGUGUUUGCCGGACGGAAUUGCCGGAAAGAAUCGGCUCGGAAUGAUUCUUGACGAGAUUCGUGAGACAAUGUGGAAUGAUGAGCGAUAUAGAAAUGAGCGAGAAUUCAUCGAGAAGCGAUUGGCCGCCGAUUCGGAAUACGCGAUGAAAACGAUUGCGAAACUUGAUCUGAUAUACAAAGAUCAAGCUGCUCAGAGAUUCGCACUCCAUCGAAGAUGGCCGGUGGUGAUUAAACAUUGCGAAACGGAUUCUGAAGGUGUCGUGCUGAUUCCGGAAUGGGCGCGUAGUCCGCAGAUCACCAUGGCAUCAUUGUCGAUUUGUCCAUCGCCACCGGUUUAUUGCGAUUUUGAAAUGUGUUCCAAAAUGACGAAUACUUCUUCGACUCCGGCGAAGAUUAUAAUUAGUAGACGAUUAGCAUCACGAUUAUCGAUUCCAGAAAGUCUUGGAGUUCCGAUAGACGAAGCGCAAGCAGAAGUAGGAGUAGAAGUCCCAAAUAUGGUAGAAGACGGUCGAUAUCGAGGAAACGAAGGUCUCGAAGGCACAGUAGUGAAAGAUCCAGGAGGCGGAAGAGGCGACGUCAUUCGCGUUCGAGCAGCGCCAGAAGCAACUCGUCGGAGCGACGCACAUCAUCGCGCCGAUCGUUCAAUGAGUCCAAGUAAUAAUCGUGAGAAGACGUCGGAAAGUCGAAAAAUGAAUCGACGGGAGAGGCGAGCGGCGGAACGAGAGAAACAACUGGGAAAAGAUUCGAGAAAUGUUCUUGAAGAUGAGAAAGGCGCGGUCGCGAAAGAAAUGGAUAAUGGUAAAAUGAUGCGCUAG
Molecule: messenger RNA, 1278 nt
Organism: Caenorhabditis bovis
Lineage: Eukaryota; Metazoa; Nematoda; Chromadorea; Rhabditida; Rhabditidae
Source: the annotation of a GenBank genome assembly